AUGCUGGCGCCAGAGGAACUCAGCUCAACGCGUGACGAGAAUCGAACAAAUUUAAAUUAAAUCAAAUAAAUUCAAACUUAAAUUAAAUACCAUUCAAAUAAAUUAAAAAUAAAGAAAGAUAUAAAAGUUCUGUUACACGAAAAGUGUUGAAUAGCGACGCGUGGAAAAACCAGAGGAAAAAGCGCUGUGCGAAAAUGUGCCUUCGCCUGAUGAGGUCGUCAGCUAUUUUGUUGCUAUUGCAUUUCCUAAGCUGUAUAUCACAAGGCGCGGCGAUCAAAUGUUUUGUCUGCGACUCGAGCGACAAUCCCAGCUGUGCGGAUCUCAAGUCGAACUCGAGCAUUGUGCCUGAGGAAUGCACAUUGGACAAAAUGAAAUCUCUGGACACCUGGCUAUUCGAUUUGAACAAGUUCUCGUAUUUCGAUAAUGGGGCCAACAAGCAUCCGCUGAUGAAUUGCCAAAAGGUGGUGGCCACAGACCCUGAUACCAACAAGCUGGUCACGGCGCGCUUCUGUCAGCUGGACACCGGCGACUCGGAUGCGUGCGACAUAUUGCGCUCGAAGCUGCGCAUCACCAGCGACGGCAGCGGCAGCCAGCGGCAGCGACGCCGCGAGCGGGACCAACAGCAACAGCAGCAGCAGCAGCAGCAGCAGCGGCGCAAAGGAUAUGGCCAGGAUGCCGGCGAGCAGUCGCCCGAGGAGGAGUUCUUUUGUGACAUCUGCAAGACGGAUCGCUGCAAUGGGGCGGCCGCUGUGACGCUGACGUCAGCGGCGCUGCUGGCGUUGGGGCUGCUGCUGGCACGCCCACUUAGCUGCUGCUGAAGCGUUGAACGGUUUGCUGGCGGGCAGCGGGCGGCGGGCAGCGGACGGGCGGCGGUUGCAUUUAGGUUGAGUUAACGUUAACGUUUAUCGUUUACUUUGUAAAUAUUCUAGUGGCCACUGAGCGACAUUGUUGAGUUAGUAAAAGAAAAAAAAAACACGCUAUAAACCUACCCCCAAGCCCCAAGUGCCCCCAGGCCAA
This is a messenger RNA of Drosophila montana, 1017 nucleotides long. It is a transcript of the gene witty, whose product is annotated as without maturity. Gene Ontology annotation, biological process: sleep; positive regulation of voltage-gated potassium channel activity; regulation of synaptic transmission, cholinergic. Lineage: Eukaryota; Metazoa; Arthropoda; Insecta; Diptera; Drosophilidae. The transcript is spliced from 4 exons. The coding region runs from base 195 to 818 and encodes 207 amino acids. The record is from RefSeq and is a predicted model, not a curated record.